AUGGUGAAGCCGCAGGCCAGAGCGCUGCUAUCAUGGCUCCAGCUGGACUGGCACACGGUGAAGCUGACGGUCAAGACGUCGAUCCCGCCCGCCGUCCUUGUCUGCGCCAUCCAGUCCGACACAUGGAUCGCCUACUUUGGCACGAAUGCCUACCUCGCGCCCAUUGCCGCCGCCAGUGUCAUGGCCGGCUUUCCGCAGGGUAUGCUUCUCGAUUUUAACGCCAAGCAGACUCUUGGCUACGCCGUCGCCUACUGCUGGGCGCUGCUGGCCGGCUGGUGCGGCCUGCAGGCGCGCAAGCACACGACGGGGCCAUCGGGGGACCUGGCUGCGUAUAAUUCCUCGGCUGAGGCUGUCGUGGCCGUGCUGCUGACAUUUGGGAUGUGGGUAACCUUUACCGUCAAGUCGGCGUUUCCUUCGUGGAACAUCCAGGCGUCCGUGGCCGCUAUCCUGGCUAUUGCCAUGAUCCCGGCCAUUGCGCGACUGUCGACGAUGGAGAGCAUAACCAAGGCCGCCACAAACGCCUUUGUCGUCUUCUUAGCGGGACAAGCCAUCGGGCUCGCCAACGCCCUGCUGAUUUUCCCGCAGACGUGCAGGGGCCUGUUCAAUAGAGCUACCAUGGCGUGCCUCGACGCCGUGUCUGCCAUUAUGAGUGCACACGAGAUGUGUAUCCGCGACGUCGUAUCAGGGACUUUAUUCUCUUCUUCUUCCGGUACCACGGAUACCAAGUCUGUCGAAGAGCUUGAGGCUGCUUUGCAGCAGCUGGGCAAUGAGGUCGCCAGGGCCAACGGUUACGUGGACCAUGCGGCCCGAGAGAUGUCGUGGGGCGCGUAUACGCAGUCGGAGCUUGACACGGUGUGCACACUGUUGGUACAGCUCGUACCACCGGUUUCGGGACUGAGCUUGGUGGCGGACAUGAUGCAGCGGGAAACAGACCCGUCCAGCAUUAUUGGCCACCAGGAACAAGUUGAUGGCAAGCUCGAAGCGACGGAGGACCAGAAGAAACAGCGGCAGAAUGAUUGGCACAAGACAGAGUCGGACAUGCAAGAACAACUACGGCAGAUGUCGGACAUGAUCUCCUCGGGCGCGCAGCAUGCCAAGUUGCGACUUCGACACAGCCAGAAACGGAAUCGAGCGGGUGUCCGGAGUGAGGUGACUGACCAAGAGAGCCAAGGAGCAGUUAACCCUGGCGGAUCACGGUUUAUAGAGUACUACCGUGAAAUGUUCAAGGAAGGUGGAGAUCAAAGCUUAAGUCGUCUGCAAGUGCUCCGUCGCUACGUACAGCAUCGUCCACAGGUCGGAACAAUCGGGAACACGUCUUCCGCCAAACACGCAGACACAUUGCGGUAUUUCGCUCUCCUUCACUCUCAAACUAUCCUUGUCGCGCUGGGCCGCAAGCUCCUCCGCCUCCUCAUCUACCUGGACGACCGCCACGCCCGGCCCAAGCAGCUCAUCGCCCCCAACUUUCUCUUCCCGCGCUACUGGACCAGCCUCUGGCACUCGAAACUCUUCUCCCGCGAUAUUCGCAAACGAGACGGCGGUCCCAGAGUGGAACUAGACCCCGUAUUCCACAAGCCGCGCAACCCAGACCACCUGCCGGCCGCCAACACCGUGGAAGCCGUGGGCGACUGCAUCCGCAAGAUCAGCGUGGUGCUUCGGACCGAGCAUGCGGCGUACGGACUGCGCGGGGCCUGCGCCGUCAUGACGAUUGCCAUUGUCGGAUUCCUCCACGACUCGCAAGACUUUUAUUUUGCCCAGCGCCUUUUGUGGGCGCUCUUUGCUAUUUUGCUUUCCAUGGGCCGGACGUCGGGGUCGUCGACGUUCCUCCUCAUCGGCCGAUUGCUGGGAACGACGGCGUCCAUGGUGGCGAGCUACGUCAUCUGGUACAUUGUUGACCAGCGUACACCAGGUGUCUUGGUCUUUACGUGGCUGUGGUUCAUGGUCAUUAGCUUUCUUACGGUGCGAUUUCCUGCCCUUUUCAGCAUCUGGUUCGUGGCUCUCAUUGCUGCCAUUGUCAUGAUUGGCAUUGAGCUCCAAACUGCACAAAUCGGCGAAGAAGUCGUAGAGAAGUCUGGCCAGGCUGUCUAUCCGCCGUACAUCAUUUUCCCCUACCGCUUAGCCGUCGUUUCCCUCGGGGUUAUUACCGGCUAUAUCUGGACAGUCUUUCCCUACCCCGUGUCGGAGCACUCUGAGCUGCGAGAGAGUACCGCCCAAGUGCUAUACGAGCUGUCACGCUAUUACAUGUGCAUUCAACAGACUGUAUUUGCACGCCUCCAUCGCGAUAUCGGCGACGCUGAUGACGCGUCGAGCCCUAGCUCCCGGCUCCAGACUGCCCUUCGUCGACUCUUUCUCAAGUAUCGAGGCUUGAGCGCCGACGCCAAGAGGUCAUUCCAAUUUCUCAACUGGGAGUUUUCUCUCGGUGGUCAAUUCCCCAAGAAAGCAUACGGCGAAAUACUCAGCAUCCUCGAUCGGUCGGGCAGCUACAUGGCGCUCACGAGCUACCUGUCCAAAGAAUCCAAGUCUCCAGAUGUGAUUGCAGCUUGCUGGGCCGAAAGCGGAACGGGGAUACCGCACAUCGAUCUCACUCCUCACGGGAUCGCGUCGAGGAUCAUCAUAUUGCACUCUGCGCUGGGAGGGGGCCACCCAUUACCACCCGGCUUGCACCGCCUGGGGAUGGGGCAUUUGCCUCAGAAUUCACGGGACUUGACCUCGAAAGACUACGAGUUUGCGAUUGCUGCGUUGAUUCACAACGUUCAUUGGUAUUUCAUCCACGACGUGAAUCGCCUGACUGAGCUGGUACGGGAGGUGGUUGGUGAACUGCGAUUCUCCUUUAUCGAUGAGCUGGAGAGUUCCACUACAAAUUCGAAUAUCGAGCUUACAACACCGGCGUCUGCCUCUGAGGCUACACACCUAGACACUCUGGACACGGCGACGGUUCAGGAGUGA
Messenger RNA from Cordyceps militaris CM01, 2943 nucleotides. RefSeq lists its product as uncharacterized. The transcript is spliced from 5 exons. Bases 1 to 2943 code for a protein of 980 amino acids. Lineage: Eukaryota; Fungi; Ascomycota; Sordariomycetes; Hypocreales; Cordycipitaceae. The record is from RefSeq and is a predicted model, not a curated record.